AUGUUGGAGAAAAAGUUUGCUAAUGAAGAUUUAGGAAUAGAAAUGAAUUCUUAUAUUGAUAAUAAGCAAAAUGUUUGGUUCCGAGGAAAGGAUGUUGCUCAGAUACUUGGAUAUAGAGAUACUGACGAUGCUGUCAGAAGGCAUGUAUCUACAGAAAACAAAAUGAUCCAUCUUGUACACCCCAAUUGUUGCCCCGGUAAAACGCCGGGUCAACAAAAUGACACUAGAGGGAAAUAUUAUAUAUUUAUCAAUGAGCCCGGCUUUUAUGAACUUGUAUUUAGUUCUAAAUUAGAGUUUGCUAAAAAGUUCCGCCAGUGGGUAUUUAGUACAGUUCUUCCAUCUAUUCGUAAAUAUGGUCAAUACAAACUGUUUGAUAGCCCCUGGAAUAAGAUGAUAAUGAUUGGUAAUGAAACCGACCUUCAUUAUAAAGUUGUGGACCUCAUAAGGAGAUAUUAUCCAGAUUCUAUAUUAGUAGCCGGACUGGGAGAGAAUCAAGAUACAGAGGAUAAGAGACUAGAUUCAUAUAAAAAGGGAUAUACAAAAGGCCAACCAGAUUUAAUGAUACUUGAUUAUCACAAAGAUUAUAAAGGUCUCUGUAUUGAAUUUAAAUCACCAACUAAUAAUUAUAAUAUAUCAGAAGCUCAACUGAAGAUGAAAGAGAAGUAUCGUAAUAAUGAUUAUGCAUUUAUGCUUAGUAAUGAUUAUGAUAAGAUAAGCAAAAAUAUUCAUAAAUAUAUGGCUGGUGUUCGUAUUCCUUGUAAAUAUUGCACAAGAGCAUUUCGUAAUAAAGAAAAACUAAAAAUACAUUAUAAAGUUAUUCAUAGAAUUGAGAAAAAACAUCUAAUUUCUAUAUUACAUAUAUAGAAAUUAAAGCGUGCCGCCAAAACGGUGGGGCCUCGUUUACAUAAACGUUCUUUUAUAUUUCUUAACAAAUCUAUCUGCUAUAGGAGUCUGAUCAAUUAUCAUUUCAUCUAUGCGAUCAAUAAACUCUUGUUUGUUAAACUCAUCACCCCUUAGAGCUGAACGCAGUUCAACCAAUACUUUUUCAUACGUAGUAAAUGCAAUCCUACUCAUGUCAAUUUUUCCCUUGAGAUUUUUUUUCUUUCCAACACCAGCAACUAUAAUCCCAGCACCAUUAAUAAUUCCAAUAAUAACAGGGUUUAGGGUUAUUCCACCAACAAUUGUUCCUAUAGCUACAAGACUUAUUCCAGAGAUUGUAAAAACAUCAUCAAGAAAUUUAUAACUAUUAUAAGACCUCUUGAAACACCAGUAUUUUUUGUGAUAGUGACUAUAAAAGUCUUUGAGAGUUUUAAUAUCAGAUUCUGACAGAGAGUUGUCUAUGUGAUUAAAUUCAAAUAUAUCCUUCAUUUAUUCUUUUGUUUACAUUAGUGCGGCGUAGCCAAGGGAGGGGGUCAUAGGGGAAACCGUUGGUUCCCCUAUACUAUAUAAGAUCCACUUAACUUUUCUUGAAGCACUACUUUGUGAAAUUGCUCAGAGUCAAAGUCGUAAAAGUUUGGAGAAAGCAUUAAUUUAUUUAACACUCCAUCUUCAGUCGUAAACUUCCAACGUUGAUUAAUGUUGUAUUGAACGGCUGGUAUAGUUAAUGUUGAGCUGUAGUUACUUAUUUUAACUUUUGCGACAUUAGUAUCAAAAUUUUCUGUUAGCCAUAAAACAAUUUUUUUUCCAUCAAAACUACUUGGCAUGGUAAAAUUUUGAGAUGUAUUAUUGACAUGUAAGUUUAGUGAAUCGUUUGAUUUAACAUAAUACAAAACUAAUAAAGUAUUAUUGUUUGUUGAUAAAUAUUUACUUAGGGUAAAAUUUAUAUUUCUCCAAUGUUUAAAAACAAUACAUAAAGUAGUUUUUGAAGAAUGAGAAGGAGAAAAAGUAAUAUUAUAACCAUUUACAUUUAAGCCAUCUUCUCUUACAUUACCUAGGUCUUUAUUGGGUAGUGUAAUAUUAGAUUUUAAAGAAUUAAUAAUGACCCCAGAUGAGCCUAUAUUUAUUCCGUAAAUAUUUGCAUCAGAAAAGUCAUAGUAUUCUUCAAAAUAUUUUCUGUACAAAGCAUUUGUGGUGUAAGGAAUUAACUCCUUUACCAUUGCAACUGUUGCAGCACUAUUGUUACUGUUCCUAUCGAGAGCAAUGUUUAAUGUUUUUUUAUUAUUUGUGUUGAUGUCAACAUUGUACACCACUUGUGUUGGGUGGAUGUCAAAUGCUGUGUCAUAGUCGUAGGUUUUAUCUGGGUCGAUAUUACUCGUUGUUCCCACAAUUCCAUAAGAUAUCAUAUAAACUCCUGAAAACUGUCUCGGAUAAAUAGCCAGAUCAGUUCCUGCUUGUGGUAUAUUAACCAGAAUAUGAAGAAAGAAUUUAUUACCAGAGUUUAGUUUUUUGAAAUUAACUAUUAUUCUAUGAUAGUACAUAAACUCUACUUUAUUUGAUGAGGUUGUGUAUCUGUGUGAGAGUUUCCUCACACCAACAUUUCAGGCGCGGAUCUAGGGGGAGGGAGCAGGGGGUGCGCCCCACCCCCCCCCCCUUCCCCUGAGAUGACCUGCGGUUUUCUAAUACAACUGGUAUUCUUCUUCCAUCUCUUACGUAAAAACAGACACCGUCAUGGUUAUUUACUAUCUAAGUGUCCCUCCGUAUUAUAGUGAAGCCAGAGAUGCUGACUACAUUAUCACUUUCUCUUUAGAGAUGGACCGGCGCGCAACGUGGGAGGGGGGGAUAGGGGUUGGGGGGUGGGAUCGUUCUCGCGUUCCGCGUUUCAACCAGUUGCAAAAAUGUUGAGACACUCCCACGAAAAGAAGACCUUUCUUGCUUCAAAUCGCUCCUGGUCACAGGUCUGUGAGAUAUAACACUGACCUCCAUCCUUACUCCCAUUCAAAGUUGUUGCUCCAAGUUUUGAGUAUGGUCUUGUAUUGCUAGCAACUUUGAUAAGGGGAGGAGGGGGGAUCCAAGCACAAGAUCAUGGACAGGCCAUUUAUGCCAAAAUACGAUACAGUGUCUCAAGUACUUUUGCAACUGGUUGUUGCUCACGAGCCCUCGCCAAAUAAGACGAAAAAACUUCUGUGGAAAGAUUAUAAGAGUUUUUCCAUAUUAACGACCUUGGCUGUGUUAGUGUGGGUAGCGCCAUUGUUCGGAGCUGCAUGUCUUUUAGUGGUGCCAUAACUGGUCUACCGUAAUCUCUUAACCCACCCCUCCUGGCUUAUGAUCAUUGCCUCCAUAUGAUGUUCUUCUACUUAUAAACUACCUGCAUUCACAUCGUCCCAGAGAAUGCACCAGUUGUUUUGUUUGUUUGUUUGUUUGUUUUAACGUAGCAGACCACGUGAGGAUUUUAACGGUAAUUUUGCAUUGUGUUUCAUUUGUUUUCAUUGAAGGUAUGACCCGUCAGAAACGCCAUUCAGUGUCUUCAAAAUCAUCAUGCACAAAUAGUCAGAGAGCACGUUUAGAGUAUUGCCUGGAUAUGCAAAGAAAUAUAGAGUCAUACAGUUGCGACUGGUCCACCAGUAAUUGCUACUACAUCCUUUCUUGCACUAGGGACUCUGGCAGUGGGCAUAGGUGCAGCUAUUCCGGUCACGUGACCAGGAGCUAUUGCUGUUACUAUAGAUGUGCUUAAAUAAGUUGUAAGGAAAAUAAAGCUUGCCAAUAACCUGUUCUUAGAACCCGGAAGAGGCCGAGUUUCCGAAAUUAAGAAUAAUUUCGGAAUUUUUUUGAUAUGCUUAGAGAUUGCUUAGCUCUUAGAGAAUUCUCAUUAUAUUGCAUUUUUGUCUUUACACGUCUAAUAUAAUAUAUUGCCUUUUUGAUUAUUCAGUCAUGGCGGGGAUGAGUUUGUAUAAAUAAGACAAGCUUUAAUAAAGUUAUCUGGAUAAAACUGUGUUUUAUACGUGGGAAAGUAAAAAUUCACUUAUGCUACAAUUGAUUUGAUCAUUUCUAUAUUAUGAAUAUAUAGAAAUAUUUACUCCUCAUACCAGCGUCCACAAAACGUGGACGGUGGUAUGUGAACUUUUGUUGCAGCCAUGAAACGGGGUAACAACAAAAUACGCCAAAUUAUCUGGUACCCCGUUUCGGGGAGUUAGGUUUAAAACCCAAAAAAGCUGUCCCGUCGAAACGACGGGUUAAUGUAUUAGAAAAACUAACUUAAAGAGAUAAAAGUAUAAUAUAAGCAGCAAAUAUGUUGGAGAAAAAGUUUGCUAAUGAAGAUUUAGGAAUAGAAAUGAAUUCUUAUAUUGAUAAUAAGCAAAAUGUUUGGUUCCGAGGAAAGGAUGUUGCUCAGAUACUUGGAUAUAGAGAUACUGACGAUGCUGUCAGAAGGCAUGUAUCUACAGAAAACAAAAUGAUCCAUCUUGUACACCCCAAUUGUUGCCCCGGUAAAACGCCGGGUCAACAAAAUGACACUAGAGGGAAAUAUUAUAUAUUUAUCAAUGAGCCCGGCUUUUAUGAACUUGUAUUUAGUUCUAAAUUAGAGUUUGCUAAAAAGUUCCGCCAGUGGGUAUUUAGUACAGUUCUUCCAUCUAUUCGUAAAUAUGGUCAAUACAAACUGUUUGAUAGCCCCUGGAAUAAGAUGAUAAUGAUUGGUAAUGAAACCGACCUUCAUUAUAAAGUUGUGGACCUCAUAAGGAGAUAUUAUCCAGAUUCUAUAUUAGUAGCCGGACUGGGAGAGAAUCAAGAUACAGAGGAUAAGAGACUAGAUUCAUAUAAAAAGGGAUAUACAAAAGGCCAACCAGAUUUAAUGAUACUUGAUUAUCACAAAGAUUAUAAAGGUCUCUGUAUUGAAUUUAAAUCACCAACUAAUAAUUAUAAUAUAUCAGAAGCUCAACUGAAGAUGAAAGAGAAGUAUCGUAAUAAUGAUUAUGCAUUUAUGCUUAGUAAUGAUUAUGAUAAGAUAAGCAAAAAUAUUCAUAAAUAUAUGGCUGGUGUUCGUAUUCCUUGUAAAUAUUGCACAAGAGCAUUUCGUAAUAAAGAAAAACUAAAAAUACAUUAUAAAGUUAUUCAUAGAAUUGAGAAAAAACAUCUAAUUUCUAUAUUACAUAUAUAG
Molecule: messenger RNA, 5029 nt
Organism: Porites evermanni
Lineage: Eukaryota; Metazoa; Cnidaria; Anthozoa; Scleractinia; Poritidae
Source: the annotation of a GenBank genome assembly